GUUCCCAGCAGGUUGGUUCUGUCGGCCAACUGAUGCAAGCAGAUGAAUUGCAGAGGGACUGGAAGGAAAAAAAAAUUGUUGCAGCGGGCGGAGGCAGCGCGCGAUGAUGGGGCGGGGGUGUCUUCGGAGCAAUGAUGUGUGAAGUGAUGCCCACGAUUAACGAGGACACCCCAAUGAGCCAACGGGGUUCCCAAAGCAGUGGCUCCGACUCGGACUCCCAUUUUGAGCAACUCAUGGUCAAUAUGCUGGAUGAAAGGGACCGCCUACUGGACACACUCCGAGAGACCCAGGAGAGCCUCUCACUUGCCCAGCAAAGGCUCCAGGAUGUCAUCUAUGACAGAGAUUCACUCCAGAGACAGCUGAAUUCAGCCCUACCUCAGGACAUCGAAUCCCUAACAGGAGGGCUGACUGGUUCUAAGGGGGCUGAUCCACCGGUUUUACAGAUUUUGGAGAAACAUCCACAUUGCUGCUCUUCUUCAGAGGACAUAAAUGGAGUGAGUCACAUUUGCCCUUUUUAAACCCAAAUAUCACAGUCUUACAUUCAUCACAUCUGGGUGGAAAAUGAUGUGGUUAACACUUCUCUAUUCAAAAUAGGCGUUCUGCUUUUCAAAAGCCAGUAUCCUUAGCUAACACAUGAGAGUUCUAAUUAAAAAAACCAUUCAAGUGCUUGAAGUUCUUUUCGCUGAAGUCUGUUUGUUUUCAGUUUAAGACGGUUCUCGAACUAAUGAACGUGACUCCAUUAUAUGACCUACCCCUGUGUCUAUGGUUCUUCCCAACAACACAGCAAAUUUGAACUCAUUAUUUGCUGAUCCAUAGACAUUAUUUUUAUGCUUAACUCCAGUUAAGUAUAAAAGAUAUAGUUAGAGUAAGGAUUUUCAUUACCACAAGGUUUGUAGUCUCAAUUUAGAUGUAUAGAAGCUAAAGAGACUUGUCCACAAGUCAUUACUGAUUUUCUUUAAUAAUACUGAUACUCAUUUGAGAGAGACAGAUACACAAAUAAUUCUAAUAUAAAAUUUACCAAAUUAUCAACAGAAUGACCUAGGCAUAUCAUCCCAUUAUGGGUGGAUGUUUUACCAUGAAAAAUAGCAAUUAUUUUGUGAAUAUUUGCACACUGAUGACAACCGCAGCAAUGCAGUCUCACCCAACUGAUGAACUGUUGCCAUGGUAAACUGAGCUAUUAAGAAUGAGAGGGUUUAAGCUGGGUGUGGUGGCACACGCCUUUAAUCCCAGCACUUGGGAGGCAGAAGCAGGCGAAUUUCUGAGUUCGAGGCCAGCCUGGUCUACAAAGUGAGUUCCAGGACAGCCAGAGCUACACAGAGAAACCCUGUCUCGAAAAAACCAAAAACCAUAAAUAAAUAAAUAAAUAAACAAAUAAAUAAAAUAAAGAGAAUGAGAGGGUUUCCUUUGCCAUACAUUGAAAACCAGGCACCAACCUAUUCAUCCAAUGUUUUUUUUCAAAAAUUUAAAGUUGUAAGUAAAAAAAAAUAAAUAAAAAAAAAUAAAAAUCAAAGGGCUGGUGGAACAGUUUAGUUGGUAAAGACCAUGUCUUGCAAGUGUGAGAGCCUGAGUCUGAUCUCUGAAUCUAUGUAAAAAAUGACAAGAGUGAGGUUUAAGGAAUGGGCCAAUGGAUAGAACAUCUGCCAUGCAAUAUUGACUACUUGAAUUCAUAUCCUCGGGAGCCACAGAAGAACUGCAUUCAGAACUUCAAGUGUCUACAGUUUCAUGGUUCUCCUGCAGUGGACUGAGACAGGAGGAUUACCAAAAGCUCACACUCCAGCUAUUAUUCAGCAGUGAAUAACAAGACCCUGUAACAAACCAAGGAGAAAGUGAGAACUGGUACCCAAGGACUUAGACUUUCACAUACAUGCACUAGUACUCAACACACACACACAAAUACAUCAUACAUACAUAUACACUCAGUACAAACAUACACACACACACACAUACACACACAAAUACAUCAUACAUACAUACACACUCAGUACAAACAUACACACACACACACAUACACAUACACACACAAAUACAUCAUACAUACAUAUACACUCAGUACAAACAUACACACACACACACACACAGAGACACAGAGGCACACACCACAGUGCCAAGACUGAUAGUGUGUUUUAAUCUCAAUGUUAGGUUGAUAGAGACAGAAAGAUCUCUUGGAUUUAUUCACCAGCCAAUCUAGCCUAAAUGGUGAAGUCAAAAGCAAUGAGAGACCCCAUCUUAAUGCAGGAAAGAGCUGUUCCUGACAUGACACCCUUGCUGUCUUUUGAUUGUCGGUCACAGACAUAUGUACACAUGCACACUGUGGAGGUGGAACGAGAUUCCAGUAUUGAGUGUUCCUGUCUCUUUGUUCAUACUUUUCAUGCCCUUGCAUGUUUUGCCCUACUUUAGUCUGAACAGAGAACUCUAAUGCUGCCUCGUUACAUUUAAAAUUCUCAUGCUUCUCUAAGUACUGCUGCUUAUUGUGUGGGUAAAAUUUUAGAAAGGCCAAUUAUUCGUUUAUGAUGAGGCCUCCUGCUCUUUCCCCUGUCCACUUUGGCAUGUCUAUUGUGGUUGAACAUGUUCAGUUCAAAUAAAAAGAAAUCAAUUCCUUAACCCACUGUUACUUCUGAUUACCAUAUUUAUUGUUUCUAUUUUCACUGAAACUACACCGUAAUAUCUAUAAUCGGGGGACAGCUAAUGCUUUUCCUUAGAAAGUAAAUAUAUAUUUUAGGCCCCCUUUCUAGGCAAGCCUGUAAUUCAGCCAUGCUAAUGGCUUGUUUAAAGUGGCAUUUCAAAAAACUCCCAGAGUUGAUGUUCUGGCUUGUGUCUACUAAGCAGUUCAGUUAUUCAGUAAAUAUUGUAUUCAUUUGUUUUUCUCUGUGAGGAAUUUCCCGAAGGACUGAUGUCACAACCAUGAGCAGACAAGACUUUCCUAUUUACAGGGACUCAACAGGAGCAAAGACUGAGUUCAUUCCACCAAUUCCAGAAAUUAGUUUGGCAUUGACCUUGAGUAAGCAGAUGUCAGUGACUCAUUUAGAGACCGCACAUUUAUGACAUUGAUGCACAUGCACCUAGAGGACACCACUCUAGCUGUAUUAAAUACAUCCUGAAAACAGGAUGUAGCCUUCCAUUGUAAGACAUAUUCAUCCGAUAACUUCAGCACACCAUUUGACUGUCUUAUGUUUAUAAACUGCUAUUUCAUGCUUUAAUCUAAAUAAUUAAAUAUAUGAGGUCAAGAUAUAUCUGUCUGGAUCACUUAAAAUGCCUAAGAUACCCAUUAUCUUAAUGAGCAUUCAUUAACAAGGGUUUGUAUUUCUCAUGACCCUUACUUCUUUUUGUCCAACAUUUAAAAUCUGUUCCAUACAUUGUUAGAAUCUCUAUGUUUUUCCCACUGAAUGCCCACUGAAACUCUCUCUACUUUAAAUUAGCCGCAGUAGUUCUCUUGAGAGACCCUACAUAAUUGUUUUUCUGUUUAUACUUCUACUGCCUGCUGCUUGCAAAGCUAAUCUCCCAUUUGAUUAAAACAGACAGAUACUGGGUACAAAUCAUAGGUUCAUUAUUCCAUCUGUUCGUUGUUGAAACUACUUUUACAAUAAGAGUGUUAUGAAUGAGAAUAGUCAUUAUUUUGUUUUCUUUUUUUCAAAGAAAAGGAUCCUUUAAGUUCUUUUAAAUCCUCUUUACUUCAUAGUCCACUUUUUUGGCAUGGGUAAACUUCACAGUGUGCUUACUCUUUCAUUCAAAAUGGUCCAGUUUAGACUGUACUUUAACUUUCCCCCACUUUAUUUAAGUUUAAAAAUCAUAAAUGUUCGCUGACUUGAAUGAUACCACCCUAAGGACUUACUUUUUUGGUAUCCAAAUAUCAUACACGAAUAUAAUUUUAUUUAUUAAAUACCAGAAUAUUUAUACCGAUAUAAGUACUUCAAAUAGAGGGAAUCGACAAACAGUGCUACCCAGUUAUAAUACCUUUUCCACCACAGCAAUGAACAGCAUGGCACUGUAACUCUAAGGUUAGCAUAGAAACAUACAUAUUGUGGUGGUAAGCAAUAGUUCUCUAACUGAUCUUAAAACCUACACAAGAAGGAAGCAUGCCUGGUACUAGGAACCUAGCUAGUUCCUCAGGGCUCAUAUGUCGUAGGGGGCAAGCUACAGCCACCACUUUCCUAGGCCAACAUAAUCUGCAAUUACAUUCAAACAUUUGUUCUUGUGCCCAUAGAUAAAUGUAGUCCUUAUCCAUCUUCAAGAAAAUUCCCCUUUUGCAACAGAUUGACAACAUUACAGAAAGUCAGAGCCAAUCAAAAUGUGGAGUUGUGGAGCCCAGUCCCAAUUAAUACAUCUAUAAAGCACUCCCACACUUAAGGCUCAGGGGACAUUACAGAAGAGAGGGUAAAAGAUUAUAAGAGGCAGGGGAUCAGGGAGUUUACUGUGAGACUUUGUGUCCUGGCAUUGUUCCAAGCCACACCUAAAUUGUUUCACUAAAACAAAUGUCUAAGCAUGAGCUGAACUAGGCACUAAUCUACAUGCCAAAGUGGACGGGGGCAAAGACCACUGGGCCUCAAACCUCUACAAAGAACUACAGGUAACUAAAGAAUGCUCAGCAUGGGAGAUAAGUCUUCUCCAGGCAAGACCCUACCACUUGGUUAGCCAGUAUCAAAUAGUUGACUCUGAACAGAGACUUUCCUGUAGCAUUAUUCAGCCUGAGCAGGCUACAUUUAGAAAUACAUGAGGCUAUCCAUGUAUACAUAUGCAUGUAAUAAUCUUUAAAAAUAAGAGGCUGCAAAGUUGAAAAGAAAGCAAGGAGAGAUAUAUGGGAGGAUUUGAAAGGAGAAAAUGGAUGUGAAAACUGUGUGAUCAUAAUAAAAGAAAAAUGAGACAAUAUAUUCAGAGAUCCAAGUUUUUCUACUAUGUGGUGAUGGCCAUAGAAUUAGGGUUUUGUGCUGAAAAUCCAUAGUUUGUAAAGAGUUUACACUUCAGUGUGUUAAAGUGUUGUUUGCAGCUCAUCUCACAGUAUGUUCAUUUUCCUUUUUGUGUAAUAUAGACUUUCCCCAAUUACUUAAAAUUCCAGGUUUUUUUUCCCCCCGAUUUUUCUUUAAGCCAAGCCUCAUCUUGCAAAAGCCGAACUGUGGGCUUUAUGUACGCUCUGGGAGUGUCAGGAUGCCUGAGUGUCAGGGAGAACUUGAGUUUGGCAGCUUACUGUUUGUAUUACCUCUGCUUAAAAUAACACACUUCACUUUCAUAUGCUUUCUAUCUCUCUUGGGAUCCUGUCACCACUGUCCUCUAGGAACUGCAAACUGACUUUCUGGCUCUUCCAGAGUCAGUAAGGUAUAUUACUGAGACAUCGAUGGAAUUGAAAGUGCAUUAUUUCCUUAUUUGAUUAUUGUUCUGUUAGCUCAUUCAAAUUAGAAUAAGAGAGUCACCAUAUGUAAACUUGUCAUGAAAGUUGAACUGACUGAUCUGAUCGACUGACAAAACUAACGUUCUUCGUCUGCAUGAUUCAACAGUCAAGUCAGAGUGGGAAGAACUGUGUCCAGGCAGGGUCCUGGACAUGUCAACUUUGGGAUUUCAGGAGCCAGUGUGUGGCAGGUUCUUGGCUUAAACAUUUGGAGCUGCUAUGAUGCCAAUCAAUUUAUCCUUUUAGCAUCCUUUCCUGUCAGCUCUUUGUUUCUCUGGACUCUCUUUAUAACAUGGUGCUAUAGGGUCUGUCAUUGGAUCAUUCUUAUUCAUUACACCAAAAGGCGAAGGCAUCUAAAAUGACCGUCUCCUGUGAGGACUCUACUCAAAUACACUUUGUAACUACAUUUAAUUGGUAUCUUAAAAUUGCUAAUUGCAAAAGGGGACCUCCGAGAUUUCAUCUGAAGCUGACACACUCAUGAACGACUUUUGCUUUUAGGGCAGCUUUGUCCUGUCCUGUGGUUAGGAAACCUCUUGGACUUAUUAUUGGUUCUCAUUUUCCUCGAAUUCAAAUCUCUCUUUCAAGUGUUCUCGCAGUCCAUCUAUGCCUCAUCACUUUCAGGGUUAUGAGCAUAGCUAAGCCACUAUUUGCUUUAUUUGGUUUUGUCUUUAUUUGGCUUGUUAACUUUCUUUUAUUAGUACAUCCCUCCUCAUCAUGUACCCUCGAUAUGAGAGGUAGCGUAAGUCUUUGAAAGGACUCUUAUUGCCUUUCUUUGUGUGUUACAUUUAAUAUUUUAGCUAUACUAUGGGGAGGGUGCUUCUUUACUGACCCUGAUCCUUCAGUGCUCAGUAUGCUUCGUGUACCAUCAAGGGCAUGUCUUUCUUUAACUUGCAGGAAGUUCUAUUCUGUGAACCUGUUAACGGUCAGGUCUAUGACAAUGACCUAAGAUUUUUCUCUUUCUAUGCCUUAUAAUUAAUGUUUAUCCAUGUUCAUAUGUGUGCUUUAAAAUUUCUUCAUAGUUUGUGCUUGAGAGAGAUUGUUCUUCCACGUUGUCUUCAAGCUCUGAUGGUCUAUCUUAUAUUUGAUCUAUUCUCCCGCUAAAACUUUCUCUGAUAUUUUUUAUUAUUGUGUUUUAUGUUUUUGUUUUCCCUUCAUGUGUCUUCAUUUCAGCCUGAGUAUGCUUCAGGAUUUCUGUUUAUUUACUGAAGUCAAGUUUCAGAUUAUGUAUCGCCUUUAUUGGUUUAUUCAUCAAUGGUUUGUGCUUUCUCAGACAUGAUCCAGGAGUUUUUGUUCAUCCUCUCCAAGUUCACUGAUGUUUCUUUUCAUGUCUUCUUACCACCCUUGAAUUAUUGCUCUUUUAACUUCUGUAUCAUGGGGUUCAUUUACGUAAUACUUAUCAAAGAACAUUUCUAGAGGGCUAGUAAGUUUGGAUAAAACAUAAUGCCUUCACUCUUAAUAUUGUUUGUGGUUUUGUGAUGUUACACUGGUAUGUAGAUUUUAAUGGGUUGUGAGUCUGAUAUGAGAUUGUAACAUCCCUCAGCAUGGGCCAGUAGAGGAGCUGAACAGCAAGAAUGUGACCUGGUGUGUAGAGAAAGCUUGGUAGGUUUUGUACUGGGUGUAUUCUUCAGGUAAACCACUGCACAAGCUGUGUGUCUGGAGCUAGGACCGUGAGUACUGAGACUGUGUGGACAGAUUUGGUUUUAGGACAACUCAGCAGCAAGAACCAAGCUGGAGAUGUGUGAGAAGAGGUUGACUUAGGAAUCAACAGAUGGAGUUGGUGGGCAAGGUUCUGGGGAGUUUACCAGCAAAGCAGCAUGCCUGGAGCUAGGCCUGGGGUGUGAAUGUGGUUGAGCUUGGCUCUUGCCCUAUAGAGGCCCAAGCCAAAGUAAUAUAAAUUGCCAUGAAGAGGAAGUUGGGUGCUAGCCAAACUAUUACAGUAAAUUAUCAGAGAAUAGAAAGCAGUAAAAGAGAAUGAUUUUGGUUUGCAGGGUCACACAUGUCCUAACCUACACUGUUGAGCAAAAUCAGAAACAAGAGAGACUGGCCAAGUUUCCCAAGGUCUCCGUUGAGAGGCAGGCAUAGGGACUGGUUAUGACCAGUCUAUUGAACAUCUUAAAGAGUAUUGCAGCUAACACACAGUAGUUUGGAGAUGAUAAGAAUUCCUAACUUUGGCCUGCUGAAGCAUUAAAAAAAAAAAAAAAGACACUGAAACUGGAUCUUAGUGGGUGUGGUGGUUUGAAUAUGCUUGGUUCAUGGGAAGUGACACUAUUAGGGUGUAUGGCCUUAUUAGAGGAGGUGAAGCCUUAUUGGAGGAAGUGUGUCACUGUGGGUGGGGUUUAGAGGCCUCCUCCUAUGUGCAAGCUCCACUAGAUGCUGAAGAGAGACCCUCCUGGAUGCCUGCAGGAGACAAUUUCUCCUAGCUGAAGUUGGAUUAAAAUGUAAAGCUCUAAGCUCAGUCUCCAGUAUGUCUGCCUUGAUGCUACCAUGCUUCCUGUCAUGAUGAUAAUGGACUAAAUGUCUAAAGCUGUAAGCCAGCCCCAAUUAAAUGUUGUCCUUUAUAAGAGUUGCCUUGGACAUGGUGUCCCUUCACAGCAAUGGAAACCUUAAAACAGUGGGUGAUUUAGAUGUCAUUUUAAAAUGCAUAUAUCCAACAUGAUGUAAUUAGGAAUGCAUGCCUCAUCUCGGUUUUCAGAGCAUCCAGGUGAGUUAGAACUUAUUUUAAACCACUCUUAAGGGAAGAAAACUUGGGUUCAGGGAUGCUAAGUCAAUGUUUUAUUCAUUCAGAAAAUAAAAAGAAAGGAAUAUAGUCUCGAGACUGUUUGGCAUAAUUGCCAGUGCUCUUAGGAGUUGGUUCAAUCAGAAGUUGGUUCACUCCUUAAUAGCGGUACAAUCAGAAUUGAAGGAAACAUCCAAUUCUUUGCACCUAAUCAGUUCAAUUAAAUUAAUAUUUAUUCAUGUGAAUAGGACAUAUAAUGUAGAUAACGCUUUUCAGGGCACGAUAAUUACAUUCCUGAUUGUGUACUCUGGAGAUAUUAGAGGGGAUCAUUUGCAAUAAGACUUUCUACAUUAGUUAUGAAAUGUUAAUAUUUGUUUCCUCCAUUUAUUUACGUGUUGUGAAUGUCAAGUACAAGGAAGAUAAUUUGAAUAUAUUAUGUAGCCAUAUAAUUUUUGAUAUCAUAGCAGAUUCUUAAUUUUGUGUCUCAUAACCUCUUAUUAAGAAAGCUGAACAACGAAGACUUGAUUGCUGUCUUUCAGUUGCCUAUAUUUACAGGCAGAGGUUACGAUCUGAUACAUUUUUAAAUAAUUUUGCAUUAGCAGGUACAUUGAAGAUGUGCUAGAGGUUAUUCCUUCCUAAGCCGCACUUCACGUAUUUCUCCUUUAGUUACUGGCAUAGAAUAUACUUAUCAAGUUUCAUUAACGACAUGAAAAUGAUAACAUGACCGGAACAAUAGUGAUGAUCAGACUAAGAGACAAAAUUUGACUGGGAAAAAAUAAAUAUAGAUCUUUAUAAAGCAAAUAACAAGGUUUCCAGAUAAGUAUACCAGGUCCAUGCUUCUCAGUGUUCCUAUUAUUACAAAGACAAUAAUACUUUUUUUAUAAUACAGUGAUAUGGACCUAAAAUAAUGCUGAAGCCUGUUUCUGAGUAUUUUAAGUUCUGAGAAAGAAAAAAACGUUUUCUCUCAGUCUUAUAUAGCUGAUAUCCUUGCUUCCAAGUUCCUGAGAAUGUAUACAAACUUCUACCACCACAACUGCUAAUGGUGGCUGUUGAGCUCCAAGCCCAUCUUUAUCAUCUAUUUCCCAAGGGAGUCUUAGCUCCUCCCGAAAGCUAGUCUCUUGUGUCGCAGAUUCCCCCCUCCUCUGCUCAGUGAUCAUACUCUACACCUUCGGUUCUUUGCAUGCUCUAGCAUCAUUUUCCCCCUUAGAGGUUUCCCCUUCCAUGUGAAUGUGUUGUUCCUUCCUCUCUUUUCAUUGUUAGCAAAUCCUUCACUUACCGGUUUCUUUUUGAGAACUCGUGCUGCAGAGUGAUUUUAUGUGCCCAGGAAAAUAGUGCAGGAAAUAAAGCCCUUGUUCUGGAAAUGUGCAGAACUGUGUUUGGAUCCCUAGAACCCACGUUUAUUCUGAGCAGGCAAAGUAGCGUCCUGCAUCCCAGUGCUCGAGGAGCGUACAGGGAUCCCCCAGAGCAAGCUGAAUUGCUAAUGGAGCCAAACUGACAAGUUCUGUGCUUAGUGCUUUACGCUGCCUCACUACAUACUGCGUAGUGAUUGAAACGGACGUGUGCUACCAAACCUUUCUUCUCAGCACGCACACACAUGGUCACAUGCAACUGCACACAAACACAUGUGCUCACAUUAUUCAGGCCCAUCACGUGCUCAUAAUUACCAAAAUUAGUGGCUUAUAAAUACUGCUUCUAGUUCUCCCAAUUCACAUUUAUAUUUGAACCAAUAAGGUUCAGCUUUUCUGUGUUGUUCCACCAAAAUAACUUCUGUAUUUUAAUAGCCUAUUGCUAAUUUUCAGUCCUCCUCAUAUUUGUUCUCACAGGACUCUUUGAAAUUCAUUUGACUGCCACCGUCUACUUGAUUGACAGGACUUUAAGUACACAUCCAUCUUAUUCUUCUUUUUGUUUUGUUUUUGUUUGUUUGUUUGUUUGUUGAGCCAGGGUUAAUCUGUGUAGCCCUGGCUGUCCUGGAACUCACUCUGUAGACCAGGCUGGCCUCGAACUUAGAAAUCUGCCUGCCUCUGCCACCCAAGUGCUGGGAUUAAAGGCGUGCGUCACUUUCUUGUGCUCCCUGUGUCAUCAAUUGCUUCUUUACUUUUCAUUGCUCAAUGUUCAGAGUGUCUUUUCUAUGAACACUCAUGUCUUUACUGACCUCAUCCAGUCUUUUGUUUUCAAUUUAUAUUCAGUUGUGGCUCCAGAUUUGUAUAUUCAUCCUCCACUGUGACAUUUUUAUUUACUGAGUAAUAGUACUCUCAAAUACAGCCUGCAGAAAUCAAAACACUUGGAUUUUACCCAAUCUCUAAAGCAAUCUUUGUCUCAUAUGAUGGCUGUUUUAUCCUUCCACAGAUUAGCCUGAAAUUGUGAAUCUCUAUUAAGGACAGAAGUCUCUGAUUCCUUUCCCCUUUCCAUACAAUCCACAUCUAGUGAGCUAGGAAAUUUUGCUUAAUUUCAUAAAAUAAAAAUGCAUAGUAAAUCAGAUACAAUGACAUUUAAUAAUUAUUUUAUAUGAAGUAUGCAUUAAUUAAUAAAUUUAGAAACCUAUUUUUGUUUCUUAUACAUCAAGUAAAAAUCUUGUCAGAUAAAUUACUGCCAAAUCUUACUUUAAUAAGGUACUUGAUAAUCAAAUAGAGUGGAUUUUAAAUGAAGACUUUACACCAUUUUGGCUAUGUGAUUUUAAAUAUAUUUGAUGAUUAUAAUAAAAUAACUUUUUAUAUACACUAGAAAGGAAGAGAUGCUUCUUCAUGAGGAUUUUUUGAGGUCCACACAAUGGCAUACAAAGUCCUUUGAUGAAUGUAGGUGUUGACCUAUUGCCAUUAUUCUUAGCUGAGUUAAAAACAUGACAGUGAUUGGCUUUAUCUUCUAAACAAAAUUCUUGGGGAAAGUAAAAUUAAACAGGAAAUGAUGUUCUUUCUACCAUGGCAACGGUGGCUGUAGAUAUCAUGAAGAAUAAGAAAGAAAAUGCAUGAAUAGGGAAUUAGUGUAGUCUACAGUUGUUCCAACAUUAUCCUUGCUUCUAUAAUAUUCUGAUCUUUAUUCAGCAUGAGAUGCAGAAUAGAAUGUUAAUUCACUGUGACUGUUGUCUUUAUGAACAAAGCUUUAUUAUUUCAUGCUAACACAAAAUGACCCAAGUCCUUUCCGCAGGACUGGUAACUAUUUUGGCUCUUUCCUUCCUUCCAUCGUUUGCAUCAUUUUCUUAUGAAAUGGCUUAAAGGAAGUGUUUUUGCAUAAAGAAGACAAGAAACUACUUCUUUAUUGGAUAUUUUCUUUAUUUGCAUUUCAAAUGUUAUCCCCUUUCCCAGUCCUCCCUGGAAACUCCCUCUCCCACCCCUUCCCUCUGCUUCAAUGAGAGUGUUUUCCCACCCACCCACUCAUUCUUGCCUCCCCACCCUGGCAUUCCCCUACACUGAGGCAUCUAUUGAGCCUUCAUAGGACCAAGGGCCUCUCCUCCCAUCACACUUCUCUUAUUCAGUGACACUUUCCCCCAAUGCUUUGUGGUUGCAGAGAAAUGAACUAAUCUGUAUAUAUAGGUAAGGAAGUUGAUACAUAUAGAUUAGCAAAUGCUUGCCUUCCUGUAUAUAUAACACAGCCUAUUAAAUAUCUUAAAGACACUUAGAACUACUACAUUUUUAAAUUAAAAUACAGACUGAUAUUCAGACUAUAGCUAAUCUUUUCUUCAUUAAUUCACCAAAAGCUUGCCUAUUCUGUGUGAAGUUGUAUCCAUACCAUAUGUGAUAUGAACAUAAAGAUACAUACUGCUGGAUCUGGAAAUGGAUAAAUACCCCAGAGAAAGUGUGAGAAAGGAGAAUGAAUAGCUAGCUAGCAAUAACUUAGGGAGCUAUCAUAGUCCACAUGUACUCAAUCAAAAUCAGUGUCCAUCUGGGCUCCACCACGCACUCCAUCUGGCAUGAUGUACAAUAGAGAAUAAAUACUGGCAAAAUUAUUUGUUAUCAUAUAGUGCUAUGGUGCAUAUUGUAGCGAUAUGACAUUUUUUUCCUUCCCUUUCCUUCCUCCCCUCCCUCUAGUUCUCUGGUUUUCAUCCUUCAUUCUUCUCUCAUCAUGUCCUCUUUUCACCUCUGAGUUUACCACAAACUAACAGAAAAUGAGCAGCCAGUUUAAUAUGUUGUUUAAGUUUCAAAAAUUCUCAUCACCAUAGCAAACUUCUGAGCUUCUUAUCCAUGUGCAUAAAUGAAUGCGUUAAAGGCAAAUGACUACAUGAAAUGGAAUAUGUCUUACAACUACUUUUAAAAAUGUUUAUUUAAUUUAAUUUAUGUACAUUUUUAUAUAUGCCCACAUGUGGUAGCCCAUCCAGAGGCAGAAGAGGGUGUUGGGUUUCUUAGGACGAGAGCUGUGGGCAUUAGUAAGCCUACCAGUGUUGGUUCUUGGAUCUGAACUCUGAGUCCUCACUGAGCAGCACACACUUUGAUUGCUGAUCCAUCUCUUCACAACUGCUUACAAUAGUGGUUCUUAACCUUCCUAAUACUACAACCCUUUAAUAUCUGCCUUAUGUUGGUGUGACACCCAACUAUAAAAUUACUUUUACUGCUACAACAUAACUAUAUUUUUCUACUGUUAUGAAUUGUAUUGUAAAUAUCUGGUGUUUUCCAAUGUUCUUAACAAACCCCUGUGAAAGGGUCUCUCAGCCCUCAGAGGAGUUGCAACAUACAGAUUGAAAACCACCAAUUGAGAAGAAAAUUAUUUUGAAGUACUGUACAACAUCUUUGAGCCGAAUCUUCAUAUUGACAGACUACAUAAUGACAAGUUCUAAAGUGUUUUAGGACUCUCCUAAGUGCGAGUCUAUAAUAAGCAUGUUAGAAUGCCGUGGGAUAUCCUCCAAGGCAGAAUGACAUGGGAGAUGAUUGGGGGAGUCAAUUAAAAGCAGUGUUGGAAUUCAAAGCUCAGCUUAUCAAGUUUUAAGAAACUAUUAUUUAGAUGUAUUUCAAAUAUUUCUUUUACCCUCGACUUCCAUGAAACUUCAAGUGUCUGGGACAACUAUAUUUAAACUUUAUAAAGUUCAUAUUCUUCAUUUACUUCUCUCUGUAUAUAUUCAGAAUAUGUUUUGCAAUUGUCUGUGUAUUGCAGUUGUAGUGGAUUCUUUCAUGCUGCUUGGAAAACAAUGCUAUAUAUUUUCUACACAUAACGUUGUGCUGUGAUAUAGAUUAUUUUGCGUAUCAGUGUUAUACAUUUAUUUUAUGUAUGCAUGGUACAUACACAUGGGUGUGCAGGUAAAUUCACCUGCAAAAUGUCAGGUGUCUUCCUCUGUCGUGCUCUACCUGUUGCUUUGAGACAAAAAUCUCUUGCUAAACCAUUGGCUCAGUUUUUCUAUGAGGCCGACUCGCCCGUGAGCUCUUGCAACUCUCCCACUUCUUCCCCACAAUGCAUGUGAUCCAGGCAUAUGAAGAAAUAUCUGGCUUUUUAAAAAAAUCUUGGUGUGCUUGUGUUUUAAAUUCAGUUCUCUAAUGUUUGCAGAACAAGGGUGCUUCCUCAUUGUAAUAACUCCACAGGCUUUGUUAUAUAUGUUCUUUUAUUUACAAGUAAAUGUCUUAAUGAUCUUACGAUAGAUUGAAAAUAAUCAAAGAAUUAAGUUUUUUAGUAUUCUAAAAUAACCUUGAAAAGGUGUUUCUCAAGCUAAGGAAUGAUGUCAAAACAUAUUCACCACAACUGUGAAAAUAUAACUCUAAAAUUCAAAUCUUUUUACCAGACAAGAAUGGUUUGAUUAUUCUUGAUUGUGGAGAAAUAUAAUACUGGCAAGAUAAAAGUUUUUUCCUAAUUUCACUUGGGAAUUUAUGCACAAGCCUACAUCCAAUGCCUUGAAAUUCUAUCAGCUGUAUUUCUUGGUUCAAUGCCUUUUGAAGGUUAAUCUUGCCCUUUGGGGAGCUGACAUCCACCUGCAUUUUCUGGGACCACUCUGAUGCAGACUUCUUUUGAGAUACUUUUUGAACCAAAUCACUUAGAAUCCUGCAGGUUGCAACAUUGAUCAGUACUUGAAACAGUGCACUGCAAUUCUUUUCUUAGUUAUUGUCUAUUGUCAUUUACUAUUGGCCCAACCAAAUAUAAAAUAGGAUCAUACUGCAUAUAUUACAAUCAUUCUUCAGAGCUUGGGGACAAGAUCAGUCAAUGAAUAAAUACCCUUGCUUAUUAGCCAUUGAUAUAUGCAGAAGCAAAUCUAUGAUGUUGAGGGAAAGUGAAUAGAGAGCAAGGACUAUAGUCUUCUAAUUAGGUUAGUCAAAAAUUCAUAUAUGUUAUUAAUAUACUACAGAGAUCAUAUUGGCAUGUACACAUGAUUGAAGCAUAAACAGCUUAAUGAAAGUACUCUCAUGUCCUCACAUGAUUUACCUCCACAAAUUCAGUUCUAACCAUUCAUGUUAUAUGGAUUUCCUCAUGGGCAGAAUUUCGUUAGACUUAAUGCAAUUUUCAUAAAGAAUUUACAAAUAUCUUCUCUUUCUAAAUGUUUCAAAAGUUCUCUAAACAGUGGCAUAAUUUUGUUUUUGAUGUGAGUAGGAAAGACACAACUCAAGCCUGCUAAUGUUAUCUUUUGUUAAUAUCUGUUCUAUUCAUUUUUUGUCAUAUAUAUAUAUAUAUAUAUAUAUAUAUAUAUAUAUAUAUAUUCCAUAUUUAAUCCCCCCUACCAUUCUGACUGUUCCACAUCACAUACCUCUUCCCCAACCCAUGUCUCCACAUGGAUGCCCCCACCCUCCACCUCACCUGACCUCUAAACUCCCUGGGGCCUCUAGUUUCUUGAGGGUUAGGUGCAUCAUCUCUGAUGUGAAUACAGACCUGGCAGUCCUCUACUGUAUGUGUAUUGGAGGCCUCAUAUCAGCUGGUGUAUGCUUUCUAUUUGGUGGGCCAGUGUUUGAGAGAUCUCGGGGGUCCAGAUUAAUUGGGACUGCUGGUCCUCCUAUAGGAUCAGCCUUCUCAGCUUCUUUCAGCCUUCCCUAAUUCAACAACAGGGGUCAGCUGCUUCUGACCAUUGGUCAGAGGCAAAUAUCUGCAUCUGACUCUUUCAGCUGCAUGUUGGGUAUUUCAGAGGGCAGUCAUGAUAGGUCCCUUUUUGUGAGCGCUCCAUAGCCUCAGAAAUAGUGUCAGGCCUUGGGACUUCCCCUUGAGCUAGACCCUAACUUGGGCCUCUCCCUGGACCUUCUUUUCCUUAGGCUUCUCUCCAUUUCCAUCCCUGCAGUUCUUUCAGACAGGAACAACUUUGGGUCUGAGCUGUGACUGUAGGAUGGCAACCCCAUCUCUCACUUGAUGUCCUGUCUUCCUGCUGGAGGUGGGCUCUGUAAGUUCCCUCUCCCUACUGUCUGGAAUUCCAUCUAAGUUCCCUUCUUUGAGAGACUCUCUCACUUCCCAGGUCUCUGGUGCAUUCUGGAGGGUCCCAUGAGCUUCCUAUCUCCCUAGGUCGCCUUUUUCCCUCCUUUAUGCUGGCACUCAGUGCUUCAGUCCUCUAUUCUUAUAAUUCAUAGUUCCUUUCCUUUCAAGUAUGGAUUACCGAUAUGAUGGCUAACAAAAGACACUAUACAACUAAUUAUACUCUAUCAUUAACGAUUUUGCAAAAAAAAAAAAUCAAAAUUAUUGUUUAUGAAUGUAUGAAUGAAAAAUCAACUAUGAUGUUUAGAUUUUUUGAAUAGUACUAGAGAAUAAUUCUAGAACUUCAAUUAGCCAUGAAGCUGCAGGCUUGAGCUUUAGAAGUGAAUUCUUCUCAUGGAUUUAUGCUAAACACAAAGUGAUUGAUUAGGGAAUUGAAGGGAAUUAAAGAGUUAAAAAAGGGUAUGAAAAUAUUAACUUUUAACGGUUUUAACUUUCUUUCAUUUGCUCUUGUAAAAAUAGAUCAUGCCUACUAAAUUGCAGUGAUGUUUCUACUUCAUAUGCUCAAUUUAUUUUUAGAAUAUCAUAACAGAUUAAUUUGUAAAAAUGAAUACAUCCAUUGUUAAGUUAAAUGUCAGCUGACUAUUGUUUAUGAUGGACAAGUCCUACUUAGCUUUUAAAACUAGGAUAAAUUUAAGAGAAUAAAGUGGCUGAAAACCAUAUCUUCGGACAUAGUGUUUGACCUAAAUCUCAGAGCAGUAUUGAAACUCCUCAGGGAUUCUAGGUCCAGAACUAUCAUGGCUCUUUAGGCCUGACUGAAGGAUGAGCAGUGUGGGGAAAUUGUAUGUAUGUGGUGGGCUAACUUUAAUUCUCAAUGCUUGCUUUAAGGAGCACACAGGCUAAGUAGAUGUAUUUUUCAUUUUUUAACGAGUCAACCUCUCCCUGUUCAGUGAUCUAAUUCGUACAAUGCUAUGAUUUUCACAGUGAUGGUGGGCCAAAUCUUGGCCAUGGCCUCAGCAACUUCUGUGAAUGUAGCUCGUUACAUCAGCUUGACCACAUCCAGAGUAGAAGACCACUUUCCCUACCGCUAUCAGGCAGAGAACACAACUGUCUUGUUUCCAAAUAUGUUUUCAGAAUAAUGAGAUAAUACGAUUAACAUUAUGUAGAAAGAGCAACUCUAAAUGUGAGCUCUCUGUUGGGUCUGUUCAUCACAGACAGUAAGACUAUAAAAUCAAUUUAUAAUUUAAACCCAUUUAAGAGAAUCCCGUGAGGUAAGAAAUAAGAGGGGGGUAUAUUAACUGAAAAAAAGGGAUAUUAUGAGUACUUCAAUAAUUAUUGAAAUUAUGCUCUUAAAAAUUACUUGUAAUAAUGCAAGAAUACUUAGCAAGUUACUGGUAGUAGAGAAAAAUAUUUAGAAUUUCAUUUAAGUUAAAAAAAAAAUCUAAACCAAGCCAAAACUGAAAUAUCAGGGGCAAGCGUGUUAAAAGGAAACAAAAUCCAAACUGGUGAGGAGAUAAUGUAAGCAGAAGAGGGGGUAGGGGUGAUAUUAAAUACCAAGUAACAUUGCAAAGGAGCAGAUACACAGAACAGUUAAUACAAAUACAAAUAGAUGAUUAAAAUCAAUGAAGGAUAGGUAAACCUUUUCUGACAUUUCUACAUGUGUAUGUGUAAACAUUUGUAUGUUUACAGUGUGUGUGUGUGUGUGUGUGUGUGUGUGUGUGUGUGUGUGUGUCUGUCUGUCUGUCUGUCUGUCUGUCUGUCUCUGCAUGGGGAGGCCUGAGAUUGAUAUUGAGAAUCAUUGUGUUGAGGUAGAGAUCACCAAUACAACCUAGAGCUCCCCAGUAUGCAUUCUCUGGUCAGCUAGCUUGCUCUGGAGAUCCUGUCUCUGGGAUUAGCAGCUUGCUGCUAUGCCACCUCACAUUUGCCUUAAACAUGGAGCAGUCUACCCACUUCUGGCAAACCUCCUUCAGUGGAUUCCUUUUAACAUGGGUAGGUACCUUCCGAGACAAAACCCGAGGCCCCCAAUUUGCUUCCCAAGUGUUGUAAGUGUACGCAAAUAAUAAUUUGAAACUGCUAUAUUAGCCCAGAAUAGCCUGAACUCAUGGCAAUGUGCUUGCCUCAGCCUCCCAAUCUAGUAUUAAUAUUAUGUGUGUGCCUGGUCGUAGCAGGCUGUGAUCCUUCCCCACUUCACCUUUCAUCACCCGCCUCUUCCUAGGUGCUUCCUAGACCUUGAUGAUGUCUCACUGUUUGAACUUCGAUAUUUCUGCUAAGACAGUCUUCUGGGUCAUCCCUUUCAUUCCUGACAUCUCCACCCUUUGAACCAUGUGUAAAUGGAACAUUUAUUUUUACCUCAAGAACUUGCCAAGUCAUCCAUCUGAUCUUUUAUACAGAGUGAAUAAUUGUUUAAGGACAUAGAAAAAUAAGCACGUUUAACAAACUACUUCAAUGCUUAUAAACACUUAAUGAAUCCCCCAUUAAAGUUCCUCUGUAUAUAAAUACAUUUAUUAGUGGCUUUAUAUAAGAAAUGGGUUUUAUUAAAAAUGUGUGACAUUUUAAGUGUUUUAGUAUUAUUUUUGAGCUAAGUUAGAACUGACUGAAUAAUUAGCAUGCUGCACUUGUGAUUUUUUUUUUUAUACUCCAGAGAGGAGACAUGAUUUAAAUUUUAUUAGUAAAUAUUCCUGAUAUUACAGAGAUUUGAAGGGUUGUAGAUCUUACUUCCCAGUGUUGUAGUUAGUUAUAUUUUGAUCUAUAUGAAAGAAUUCUCACCUUAUGAAGGCUUUACAAAAAAAAAAAAAUCGACACCAUUAGAAAGACUGAAAGUAGACAGAGAGAUUGAGGAUUAAAAAAAAGAAAAAAAAAAAAAAAAAACAACAACCAAAAACUAGAGUGAUAAAACCAGGCUUUGGUUACUAAACACAGCUUUAACAGUGUGUGAAGCAAGCUCCACGUUCGUCAGAAGAGGUCCUCUGAAUAACACUGUGCAUGCAUCCCUGAAAUGAAACUGUAUGUUAUUGGUUAACCAGGAUAUUUAGCAUAAUCACUCUGCUAGACUGUGGUGGAGGGGGGUGAUUAUCACCGAGAACAGAUGGGCAGGUCCACUGCACUGCCAGAUCCUGCACGGGCUCCGUUUAUCCCUGGUUCUUGCUUCUUUCCUUCUGUGUUUUUAAUUUCUUUUUUUCUUUCCUUUUUUUUUUUUUUUUUUUUUUUUUUUUUGUUUAAAAAAAAAAAAACACUCCACGUUAUAAAGAGCUAGCUGCAUGAAAGGUCAGUAGCUGGUGCCCUUAGAGCUUAGAUUGCAAACGGAGAAGAAAGCUUCUAAAAGCUAUUCCUGUGUAUCCAGGAAGGAUGGGGCAGAUUUCGUUUUACUCUGUAGUCUCCCUCAAUGCAUGCACGGAUUUAUCUGCACGUUAAGCUCUCGGCUCGGCGUCUGUAGCUCCUGUGGAUUAUACUGUCUCUGUGAUCAGAAAUGAUUUUCUCGGAUAUGAACACCGUCUCUGGCUCCCCUAAAGUCCAUCUUCCUAAUGGGACCCGGUUUUACACUUUUCAAGAGUUUGCUGCACUGACUAAAGAGUUGAAUGCUUGCCGUGAACAACUUCUAGAAAAGGAAGAAGAAAUCUCAGAGCUGAAAGCCGAAAGAAACAACACAAGACUGUUACUGGAACACUUGGAGUGCCUUGUGUCCCGACAUGAACGGUCACUAAGAAUGACGGUGGUCAAGCGGCAAGCCCAGUCUCCCUCUGGAGUGUCCAGUGAAGUGGAGGUUCUCAAGGCACUGAAAUCUUUGUUUGAACACCACAAAGCCUUGGAUGAAAAGGUAAGGGAGCGACUGAGGGUUUCUUUAGAAAGAGUCUCUGCACUGGAAGAGGAACUAGCUGCAGCUAAUCAGGAGAUUGUUGCCUUGCGUGAGCAAAAUGUUCAUAUUCAAAGGAAAAUGGUAUCAAGUGAGGGGUCCACGGAGUCAGAGCAUCUUGAAGGAAUGGAAGCAGGCCAGAAAGUUCAUGAAAAGCGUCUAUCCAAUGGCUCCAUAGAUUCGACAGAUGACACCAGCCAAAUCGUCGAGCUGCAAGAAUUGCUUGAGAAGCAAAACUAUGAAAUGGCCCAAAUGAAAGAACGCUUAACAGCUCUCUCUUCCCGGGUGGGAGAGGUGGAACAAGAAGCAGAGACAGCAAGAAAGGACCUCAUUAAAACAGAAGAAAUGAACACAAAAUAUCAAAGGGACAUCCGAGAGUGUUAUUUACAGGCCAUGGCUCAGAAGGAAGAUAUGGAAGAAAGAAUCACAACUCUGGAGAAGCGUUACCUGAGUGCUCAGAGAGAAUCUACCUCCAUUCAUGAUAUGAAUGAUAAACUAGAAAAUGAAUUGGCGAACAAGGAAGCCAUCUUGCGGCAGAUGGAAGAAAAAAACAGGCAAUUGCAAGAGCGUCUUGAACUGGCUGAGCAAAAGUUACAGCAGACCAUGAGAAAAGCUGAAACUUUACCUGAAGUAGAGGCUGAACUUGCUCAGAGAAUUGCAGCCCUAACAAAGGCUGAAGAGAGGCAUGGAAAUAUUGAAGAACGUAUGAGACACCUCGAGGGCCAACUUGAAGAGAAGAAUCAAGAACUUCAAAGAGCUAGACAAAGGGAGAAAAUGAAUGAAGAGCAUAAUAAGAGAUUAUCGGAUACGGUGGACAGGCUUCUGACAGAAUCCAAUGAGCGCCUGCAACUACACCUGAAGGAAAGGAUGGCUGCUUUGGAAGAGAAGAAUGUUUUGAUUCAAGAAUCAGAAAACUUCAGAAAAAAUCUUGAAGAGUCCUUACAUGAUAAGGAAAGAUUAGCAGAAGAAAUCGAGAAGCUGAGGUCUGAACUUGAUCAAAUGAAAAUGAGAACAGGUUCUCUAAUUGAACCCACUAUAUCAAGAACUCAUAUAGACACCUCCACUGAGUUGCGGUAUUCAGUUGGGUCCCUUGUAGACAGCCAGUCUGAUUACAGAACCACUAAAGUAAUACGAAGACCAAGGAGAGGCCGCAUGGGUGUGCGAAGAGAUGAACCAAAGGUGAAAUCCCUUGGAGAUCAUGAGUGGAACAGAACUCAGCAAAUUGGAGUACUAGGAAGCCACCCUUUCGAAAGUGACACUGAAAUGUCUGAUAUUGAUGAUGAUGACAGAGAAACAAUUUUUAGCUCAAUGGAUCUUCUCUCUCCAAGUGGCCAUUCUGAUGCCCAGACUCUAGCUAUGAUGCUUCAAGAACAAUUGGAUGCAAUCAAUAAAGAAAUAAGACUAAUUCAAGAAGAAAAGGAAUCGACAGAAUUGCGUGCUGAAGAAAUUGAGAAUAGAGUGGCUAGUGUAAGCUUAGAAGGGCUGAAUUUGGCGAGGGUCCAUCCAGGUACCUCCAUCACUGCCUCUGUUACAGCUUCAUCACUGGCCAGUUCAUCUCCCCCAAGUGGACACUCAACGCCAAAGCUUACACCAAGAAGCCCUGCCAGGGAAAUGGACCGCAUGGGAGUGAUGACCCUGCCAAGUGAUCUAAGGAAACAUCGGAGAAAGAUUGCAGUGGUGGAAGAAGAUGGACGGGAGGAUAAAGCCACAAUUAAAUGCGAGACUUCUCCUCCCCCAACACCCAGAGCCGUCAGAAUGACUCACACCUUACCAUCUUCCUACCACAAUGAUGCCCGGAGCAGUUUAUCUGCCUCUCUUGAGCCAGACAGUCUUGGGCUUGGCAGUGCCAAUAGCAGCCAAGAUUCUCUCCACAAAGCCCCCAAGAAGAAAGGAAUCAAGUCUUCAAUUGGGCGCUUAUUUGGGAAAAAAGAGAAGGCUCGACUCGGGCAGCUUCGAGGCUUCAUGGAGACAGAAGCUGCAGCACAGGAAUCCCUGGGCUUAGGCAAACUUGGAACUCAAGCUGAAAAGGACAGAAGGCUGAAGAAAAACACAUCGGGGCAUGAACUUCUUGAAGAAGCUCGUAGAAAAGGAUUACCUUUUGCCCAGUGGGAUGGACCCACCGUGGUUGCGUGGCUGGAGCUCUGGCUGGGAAUGCCAGCUUGGUACGUGGCAGCAUGCAGAGCCAACGUGAAAAGUGGUGCCAUCAUGUCAGCGUUAUCGGACACUGAAAUCCAAAGGGAGAUUGGAAUCAGCAACCCUCUGCACCGCUUAAAGCUCAGGCUAGCUAUCCAAGAGAUGGUUUCUCUCACCAGCCCUUCAGCGCCUCCGACAUCGCGUACUCCUUCAGGCAAUGUGUGGGUGACCCAUGAAGAAAUGGAAAAUCUGACAGCUCCAGCAAAAACGAAAGAAUCUGAGGAAGGAAGCUGGGCCCAGUGUCCGGUUUUUCUACAGACCCUGGCUUAUGGAGAUAUGAACCACGAGUGGAUUGGAAAUGAAUGGCUUCCCAGCCUGGGGUUACCUCAAUACAGAAGUUACUUUAUGGAAUGCUUGGUUGAUGCAAGAAUGUUAGACCACCUCACAAAAAAGGAUCUUCGUGUCCAUUUAAAAAUGGUGGAUAGUUUCCAUCGAACAAGUUUACAGUAUGGAAUUAUGUGCUUGAAAAGAUUGAAUUAUGACAGAAAAGAACUAGAGAGAAGACGAGAAGCAAGUCAACAUGAAAUAAAAGAUGUUUUAGUGUGGAGCAAUGAUCGAGUUAUUCGCUGGAUACAAGCAAUUGGACUUCGGGAAUAUGCAAACAACAUUCUUGAGAGUGGCGUGCAUGGCUCACUUAUAGCCCUGGAUGAGAACUUUGACUACAGCAGCUUGGCUCUAUUGUUGCAGAUUCCAACACAGAACACCCAGGCAAGGCAGAUUCUUGAACGUGAGUACAACAACCUCUUGGCCCUGGGAACUGAGCGGAGACUGGAUGAAAGUGACGACAAGAAUUUCAGACGGGGAUCAACCUGGCGAAGGCAGUUCCCUCCUCGUGAAGUUCAUGGAAUCAGCAUGAUGCCUGGGUCCUCAGAAACAUUACCAGCUGGAUUCAGGUUGACCACAACGUCUGGGCAGUCCAGGAAAAUGACGACAGACGUUGCUUCAUCAAGACUGCAGAGGUUAGACAACUCCACUGUUCGCACAUACUCAUGUUGACAAGUCACUCAAAGGAGGCAGCACUGACCUGCUAUGUCAUCUUUUCAGUCUACACGACCUAAAGUGCACUACCACCUAGGAAGACAAAUGGAGAAGCCUUUGUGAAGACUGAAUCCUAAGGGAAUAAUAUAAGUAACGGUUUACCAAACAUUAAAUAUGUGACUCUGGGGGGAGUUGGGUAUUGAGUCUGAUUAGUUUACUAUGAUUGUAAUAAAAAUGCUUAAGUUAUCUGAUAUAAGAGCAUCAUCUACGUCAUAACUUCCGUACGUCUGAUGCCUUUAUGAGAUGGAACCACUUGUUUUUCUUCAUGUUGUAAUAUAAUAGGCAUUUAUGUAUUGCUGUGUACCAUUUCUUUUUAAAUGUGUAAGUCUUCUGUAAAUGGAUAUAAAUAUGAUUUUUUAAAAAAAUAAAAUAUAUGGUUCAUGGAGUCUCGAGUGCAAACUGAACAAUUCCAAGUACUGUUUGUAUUUUACCAUUUCACCAUUUAUACGGUUUUUUGAAUUGUAAUGGUCAAUCAAUAUGUUCCUUAGAAGUGUGUUUCAUGCUUCGACAUGCUUCUCCUUCAAGUCUGUCAAACCUUAAAGCUGAACACCUGCCUCUGAUCAUGUGAUUAAACCUGGAGCCCAAAAUGACCUUUAAAGGCCAUCAGGGAUGUGACACCCUCUCUCUCUCCUUACAGAAGCACUGUGAUGGCUCAACCUGUUUCAAAAGAAAACAAAGCCAAACUGUUUACAAGAGUCAAAUGCAAUGAUUUUAACAAUUUAUAUUAUGAAAACCAUUACCUAAUUUUGUUGCCUGUGGACCAAGAAACACACACACACACAAACACACAUGCAUAUACACACACUUUACUAAAAACUACAUGUUCAUUCAAAUAGCCAACACUGGACAGUGAAUGUCAACCAUUGUAGAGUCUGAGUUCCAUUUCCACUGGGGUGUGGGGUGGAGGGGCAGAACCCCAUAACCUACCCCCAUUUUAAAAAUCACUGUUAACAGGGCAUUAGCCAGACUCAAGUCUGUUAUUACGAGCCUUUAGCUGAAAUAACCAUUUUUUUGUGACUUCCCUGAAUUCACUUUCAUCAGAGGAAAUAAAGACAGAAUGAUUAACAUAUAUAGUGUAUAAAAAGUAAAGAUGAGUAAUCUCUUCCUUGUGGCUUUAUUCGGUGGUGUCACUGCUGUUUAUUCUUUAUUGAUAUGGGAGAUUUCAAAGUGGAACCUAUUUAAUAAUACCAUUGAUCUGUUUCCCUGCUGCUUGGUCUUAAUGCAAGACCCGUCAUUAGUAAAUUAUUAUUAAUUUUUUGUAUUUCAAUUCGUUGUAUUUGCACGUACAUUUGUUUCGAUGUCUAUUUUUGUUGAACAGAUUCAAUCAAACGGUAAUGGUAACAGAAAACCUCUCCAUUAUCAAUAAAACAACAACAACAACAACAAAUGCCUCCAGUUUCCUGCUUAAGCUUUGUUUUCUAGUAGCCUGACAUUUAACGAUUUAUUUCGAUUACCAAGAAAAUCAUUCAACGAUUUCAAAUGCGAUUCUAUUCAAAAUUGAGUCUGCCACUAGAGGGAGGUCUAAACCAGCUGAUAGAGGUGGCUUGGCUUUUUUUUUUUUUUUUUUUUUAAUGUUGCUUGAGUAAAGACAAUGUGAAAGAACAUUGAAACUCUCGAUUCAUCAAAAUGAAAUAGAUAAGAGAAACUCUGAUACCUGCAUGGCAGAAAGAUUUAUACUCGUAUUUAGAUACCUGUGUGACAAACAGUUGUGCAUAGCUGUAGUGCAACCCUUGUGAUAAUUAACUUACAAGGAAGAACAUUUUAUUUUGUCCCAGCGCAUUUGAUGUUCCGUCUCAAGAACCGGCAGUCUGCAGGCUUUGGGGUCGAGUGGCGUGGUCGGAAGCCUGUACCAGAGGAAACUGUUCACUUCCUUGACAGGAGACAUGGAGCCCGGUGCUGCUGCUGCUCAGCUCGGGACACAUAAGAGGGCACAUUUCUGUGACCUGAACACUUAGCAUCAGCAUUAUCCUGGCCACGCAUUCAGCACAGAAGCUUUUGGGGGAAUAAUCAAUAUCCAAUUAGGUAAACCACUCACACUGUCACCUAAAGCAGUCUCGUCUUUUUAGAAAUCACCUACAAAAUACUGAUCAUCUGUCAUAGACCCCGAUAGUGUGAUACAAAGUAUCAAAUUACUUUCCUUGAGAAUUAUGUAAAAUAUUGCUUAAUGUAUAAGAAAAUUGUAGUCAGCUAUAUUUCUGGGUGUUUUGGUUUUGGUUUUCCCCUUUAGCCAUCAAUGUUAGGAAUUCAAACAUGUUAGAAUAUCAGAUCGGACCCUUUCAAACACAACUUUAUAUAAGUAAAACAACCUUUUGGCGAAUAAAACAAGUUUCACUUUUA
Molecule: messenger RNA, 24810 nt
Organism: Mus musculus (house mouse)
Lineage: Eukaryota; Metazoa; Chordata; Mammalia; Rodentia; Muridae
Gene: Ppfia2
Product: protein tyrosine phosphatase, receptor type, f polypeptide (PTPRF), interacting protein (liprin), alpha 2
Exons: 34
Coding region: 18859-22431 (1190 amino acids)
Biological process (GO): maintenance of postsynaptic density structure; presynapse organization
Cellular component (GO): cell surface; cytoplasm; axon
Source: RefSeq, a predicted model, not a curated record